ACUUUAUAUUCUUGAUCGGUCCGUCGACAUACCCCUCUCUUCUUCGCCGUGGCCGCCUUCGACUCCUCUCUCGCAUCCGUCUCGCGAGGAAGCCUCCCUCGACGAUCUUGUCUCCUCCCAAUCGCAGCCAACCCAUCGUCGAAAUGGAUGAUGAUUGUUGUUCUACCCAACUUAUUGACGGAGACGGAGUGUUCAAUGCUGCUGGGCUUGAACAUUUUAUGAAAACAGUGAAGCUGGCUGAGUGUGGCUUAUCCUAUGCCGUGGUGUCUAUAAUGGGUCCACAAAGCAGUGGGAAGAGUACACUUUUGAACCAUUUAUUUGGCACCAACUUCAGGGAGAUGGAUGCUUUCAUGGGAAGGUCGCAAACCACAAAGGGCAUUUGGUUGGCUAAUUGUGCUGGAAUCGAACCAUGCACAAUCGUUAUGGAUUUGGAGGGUACUGAUGGAAGAGAGCGCGGAGAGGAUGACACCACAUUUGAGAAGCAGAGUGCACUUUUUGCUUUAGCAGUUUCAGAUAUUGUCCUUAUAAACAUGUGGUGCCAUGAUAUUGGUCGAGAACAAGCUGCAAACAAGCCUCUUUUAAAGACAGUAUUCCAGGUCAUGAUGAGAUUGUUUAGCCCACGUAAGACAACAUUACUAUUUGUCAUACGUGAUAAAACCAAGACACCUCUGGAAAAUCUUGAACCUAUUCUCAGGGAAGAUAUUCAAAAGAUAUGGGAUAGUGUUCCAAAACCACAAGCUCAUAAAGAAACUCCUCUUAGUGAAUUUUUUAAUGUGCAAGUUGUGGCUCUUUCGAGUUAUGAAGAGAAAGAAGAACAAUUCAAAGAACAGGUUGCAAGUUUGAGGCAAAGAUUUUAUCAUUCCAUUGCUCCUGGUGGUCUUGCUGGAGAUCGGCGAGGGGUCAUUCCUGCUUCAGGUUUUUCAUUUAGUGCACAGCAGAUCUGGAAGGUUAUCAAAGAUAACAAAGACCUUGACCUGCCUGCACACAAGGUCAUGGUAGCCACUGUACGUUGUGAAGAAAUUGCUAAUGAAAAGCUUACUUAUAUGGCUGCUAUGGAGGAGUGGCUGCAACUUGAAGAAGCUGUUCAACAUGAUCUAGUUCCAGGUUUUGGGAAGAAGCUUAGUGUAAUUUUGGACAAGUGCUUUUCUGGAUAUGAUAUGGAAGCUGUAUAUUUUGAUGAAUCUGUUAGAAUUUCGAAGAGGCAACAACUUGAAUCAAAACUUCUCCAGUUGGUAAAUCCUGCUUAUGAGUCCAUGUUGGGGCAUAUUCGAGCAAAAACUUUGGAUGGUUUUAAGGAAGCACUUGACAAGGCGCUUGAAAGAGGAGAAGGGUUUGCUAUUGCUGCACAUGAUUGUACUCAAGUGUUCAUGUCAAAAUUUGACAAAGGCUGUGAAGAUGCAACUAUUGAACAAGCAAGUUGGAAUCCUUCAAAAGUUCGGGAUAAGCUUCGGCGAGAUAUUGAUGCACAUGUAGCUUCAGUUCGUGCAGCGAAACUUUCUGAGCUUACCACCUUAUAUGAGGGGCAACUCGCUAAAGCUCUUUCAGAACCUGUAGAGGCUCUUCUUGAUGCAGCCAGUGAUGAUACCUGGCCAGCAAUAAGAGAACUUCUUCGACGGGAGACAAAAUCUGCUAUUUCUGGAUUUUCUUCUGCACUUUCAUCAUUUAAUCUUGACGAGGCAGAUGUUGAUAAAAUGCUCAUAAAACUAGAGGAGUACGCUAGAAGUGUUGUUGAAUCCAAGGCAAGAGAAGAGGCAGGAAGAGUAUUGAUCCGUAUGAAGGACAGAUUCUCAACAUUGUUCAGCCAUGAUGCUGAUUCCAUGCCAAGAGUUUGGAUAGGAAAUGAAGACAUUAAAGCAAUCACAAAAACUGCUCGCUCUGCAUCUCUGAAGUUGCUGUCUGUAAUGACUGCCAUUCGACUGGAUGAUGAGACUGAUAAAGUUGAGAAAAUGCUCUCACUUGCUUUGAUGGAUGCUUCUGAUGGUGGUGGUACAAACAGAAGCAUCCAAUCACUUGAUCCGCUUGCUUCAAGUUCAUGGGAAGAGGUUCCACCAACAAAAACUUUGAUUACUCCAGUCCAGUGCAAAUCAUUGUGGAGGCAGUUCAAGGCUGAGACAGAUUAUACUGUCACUCAGGCUAUUUCAGCUCAGGAAGCCCAUAAGCGUAACAAUAGCAUGUUACCUCCUCCAUGGGCAAUUCUUGCUAUUCUUGUUUUGGGAUUCAACGAAUUUAUGACACUUCUUAGAAAUCCUCUCUACUUGGCUGUUAUUUUUGUUGUUUCUUUAGUGGGCAAAGCCCUCUGGGUCCAGCUAGACAUAUCAGGCGAAUUCAGAAAUGGAGCUCUUCCUGGGCUCCUUUCCUUGUCUACAAAGUUUCUUCCGACUGUAAUAAACAUCCUUCGGAGAUUGGCUGAUGAGGGCAAACAACCUGCAGCUCCGGCACUCGACAGGAACCACUCAAAAAGCAGCUUCAGGCGUGGUGUAACCAGCAACUCAUCGUCAUCCGCAACCUCUAAUUUGGCAUCACCUGAGAGCGAAAUAGAGUAUUCGAGCCCACCAAGGCAACAAUGAACAUGCAAUGGACAACUACGAUAUGUUUUUCUCACGUUGGCUUUGCUGUUUUAGGAUUUUUGGUUUUAUUUUGAACUGAGCUUUAUUGAGAUGCUCGCUUGACUAUAUAGUGUAAGCUCAUGAAUGUAUCCAUUAU
This is a messenger RNA of Musa acuminata subsp. malaccensis (wild Malaysian banana), 2703 nucleotides long. Its product is annotated as protein ROOT HAIR DEFECTIVE 3. Gene Ontology annotation, molecular function: GTPase activity; GTP binding. Lineage: Eukaryota; Viridiplantae; Streptophyta; Magnoliopsida; Zingiberales; Musaceae. The record is from RefSeq and is a predicted model, not a curated record. Gene Ontology annotation, biological process: endoplasmic reticulum membrane fusion. Gene Ontology annotation, cellular component: endoplasmic reticulum.